UCAGGUGGCGCAAAGGGAGAUGUGACGAGUUCUUAAUAUUAAAGUCAUUAAUGUAUUUACAUGGCGAGAGGGAAAGGGACGGUCUGGCAUCAGGCUGGGAAAGAGGAUGGAAACAUUUUCAAGGGGUGAAUCUUAGACUAAAACGACAAGAAUGUAUUAGAUUACCAGAACCGACGCCUUGCCCGAGUCAAUAAAGAAAUAAAGAAAUAAUUGUUUAAUAAUAAGGCGGACGGACAGUGAUUGCGCUGAGUGGAUCCUUGAUUUCGUCUCUCUGAGGAGCGAAACAUUUUUCGGCUGCACGACUUGCUGAAGGUUUCUGCUGAAGAUGGAGUUUGGCGAGAGGAAGAGGAGAAGGAAAUCCCAGAGCUUUAAGCUGGUCACGGAUGAAGAAGAUUGCGACCCGUCGAUUGUGACAAAUGCCAGUUCCAAUGGGGAAACUAAGGUUGCUGCUGUGCCUGAUGUUUGGCUGCAGGGGGACGAGAGCGUGGGGAUCAAAAGGCAAAUCACAGGAAUGAUGAGACUUCUGAGUGAUAGGUCUGCCAGGGUUUAUCAACGUGUCGGAUCAGAGCAGAGCAGCUCAACAAAGGAGCCCAAAGAUAACCUGAACCAUACUCAGACUCGAGUUCCAUCUCCUGCGUCAGAGGACCUUCAGAGCAACAACUGGAGUUCUGCAGGGGACCCAGAUCCUUCAUCCUCAUCCACCUCCACUUUAGGCCAGUACAGCACCAGGUCCAGAACACUCAGGAUCCUCAACAGCUCAAAAGAACCAAACGAUGUGCUCCGUCCUGCCGUGCAAGAACUCCCCUGCUGUAUGUGCAACUGUAAGGGCACCUUACAGGCCAUCCUGCAGGAGCUGCGAGCCAUGAGGCGGCUGAUGCAGAAUCGGAAAGCAUCUUUUGACAGGCAGGAGCAGGCAGGACCACCAUGCCACCCUCACCUCAGUCCAGCUUCCACUCCUCGACGUCGUCCCCCCAAAAUAAGACCAGUCUAUAAAGUGACUCCACUAUCCAACACGAGGAGACUCAAUACUCCUCUGGGUGCAUCGGCACCUAAAACUGGUCCUACAGAGUCUGGGAGGAGGGAGGAUGGUGAGAAACUAGACUCGUCUCCACUCAACAUGCAUUCAGUUCCCUGUGAUGUUUCUGUUCUGCCUCCUCACAAUCCUCCCCUGAGCCAACCCAGGGAGCAUCAAGGGUCAGAGUCUGAAGUUCGUCUUGCAGAAGAUUUUGAUGUGUUCAUCUCAAAGGCCCAGCUGGACUCCAUUCUGGUUAACUAUACUCGCUCUGGAAGCCUGCUUUUUCGCAAACUGGUGUGUGCCUUUUUUGAUGAUGCCACUCUGGCGAACUCACUGCCAAACGGUAAAAGGAAACGAGGGCUCAAUGACAACCGGAAAGGCUUAGACCAGAACAUUGUUGGUGCCAUUAAAAUGUUUACAGAGAAAUACUGCACUGAGCACAGAAUAGAGAAGCUGCCUGGGCCUAGAGACUGGGUCCAGAUCCUUCAAGAUCAGAUCAAACUUGCCAGGAGGAGGCUGAAACGAGAUGCUGCAGAAACUGAGGAAAACUCAAAUAGACCAUCCACAAGCUGCGACUAUAGUAAGCCUGAUUGCACGGAACAGAACCUGAAGAACAUGUCGGGUUGAUUCAACAGCUGCCUCAAAUGGUUUUCAGCAAAUUUGUCGUCUUCAUUAAUUACUCUGACUUGACGCACUUCCUUUGUGACUGCAAUGUUGAAUGGAUAUAAAGGUAAAUAGGAGGGCCAAAGGAAAAAUAUGACUCAUCUGUUGGUCUUUGUAAUGAAAACAUACAGUGCACAAUGUGGGCAUAUUUUUGUUUUUCGGGGCUUUUUUAGCGGGCACAAAUAAACCUUGAAGACCUUGAAUUUUGCACCAGGGGACACUGAGCGAAUUAAAGAAGUGACUUAUUGUUUACAUUUUAGGCUGAAAAACCUCAAUUUUGCCUAUAAGUCUUAAGUGCUGUUUGAAUAAAAGUGUUCAUCCAGUAUUCAGAUGACAUCUUUACAUUUCCAUAGUGAAUAGUGCCUUUUUAAGUGACUUCAGUGGGUGUAAUGUGCAGUACAGCAGCCACCUUAUUUCCCAACAUUACUGAUGUAUUUUUGGUAUUUUUUAUAUUUAAAAAAUAGAUAAAUGAGCCCCACCUUAAUAAAAGCAAUCAAUCAUGGCUAUUAUUGGUUUUUCUAAAUAUUGAUUUUUUUAUCAUACACAAUAAUGCUCAAUUUUGUGAUUAAAUUAUGUAUUUUUCUUUAAAUAUUAUUAACUGUCCAUAUGGAAAUUUUAGCUGUAUCCACAAAUAAAUACAUCUCAACAAUU
This is a messenger RNA of Austrofundulus limnaeus, 2329 nucleotides long. RefSeq names its product BEN domain containing 7 (gene bend7). The transcript is spliced from 10 exons. Gene Ontology annotation, molecular function: DNA binding. The coding region runs from base 326 to 1642 and encodes 438 amino acids. The record is from RefSeq and is a predicted model, not a curated record. NCBI's taxonomy places the organism in Eukaryota, Metazoa, Chordata, Actinopteri, Cyprinodontiformes, Rivulidae.